Molecule: messenger RNA, 1704 nt
Organism: Lodderomyces jiufengensis
Lineage: Eukaryota; Fungi; Ascomycota; Pichiomycetes; Serinales; Debaryomycetaceae
Exons: 1
Coding region: 1-1704 (567 amino acids)
Biological process (GO): transmembrane transport; monoatomic anion transport; borate transport
Cellular component (GO): plasma membrane; fungal-type vacuole
Molecular function (GO): borate efflux transmembrane transporter activity; solute:inorganic anion antiporter activity
Source: RefSeq, a predicted model, not a curated record
AUGGGGUUAUCAUUUCGACAUUUUAAUUAUUUCGGAUAUGGAAUAUAUCAUGAUAUAAAGACAAGACUACCCUACUACAAAUCAGAUAUAACAGAUGCAUGGAAUUAUAGAGUUAUACCAAGUACUACAUUCAUAUUUUUUGCAAAUUUAUUACCAGCUAUAGCUUUUGCUCAAGAUAUGUUCGAUAAGACUAAUGAUAUGUAUGGAGUUAAUGAAGUUUUAUUAUCAAGUGCCUUGGCAGGUGUUGUUUUUGGAUUAUUUAGUGGUCAACCUUUAUGUAUUGUUGGUGUAACUGGGCCUAUUUCAAUUUUCAGUUAUACUGUUUAUGAUAUUAUCAAACCUAGAGGAACUCCUUAUUUUCCAUUUAUGUGUUGGAUUUAUUUGUGGUCAAUGGUUUUUCAUAUAAUUAUUGCAGUAGGGAAUUAUAUAAGUUGGUUAAAAAUUAUAAGUUUAUAUAGUUGUGAUAUUUUUGGAUUUUUUAUAAAUAUGGUAUAUAUUCAAAAGGGGAUACAAAUAUUGACUAAUCAAUUUGAUAAAGUUGAUUUAGCUUCGGGUUAUUGUUCAGUAAUGAUUGCGUUACUUAUGGUGAUUUGUGGUGUGGGAUCAAAUAUAUUUGGAAGUUAUUUACAUUAUUUCAAACCAUGGACUAGGAAAGUUUUUGUUGAUUAUGGAGUUGUUGCAUCUGUUAUAUUCUUUACUGGAUUUAUACAUUUUGGUGGGAAAUUAAAUAAGACAGAAUUAGCAAAAUUACCCAUUACUCAAUCAUUUCAACCAACAAAAUCAGGUUUAGAAAGACCACAUGGUUGGUUUAUACAUUUUUGGCCAGGUGAAAAUAUUGAUGUUGGAGAUGUAUUUUUAGCUAUACCAUUUGCCAUAUUAUUAACUUUUUUAUUUUAUUUUGAUCAUAAUGUAAGUUCAUUAAUGUGUCAAUCUAAAGAAUAUCCACUCAAAAAACCAGCUUCUUUUCAUUGGGAUUUUUUAUUAUUAGGUUUAACUACUGGAUUUGCUGGUAUAAUGGGAAUUCCACCACCAAAUGGGUUAAUUCCUCAAGCACCAUUACACACUGAUUCCUUGGUAGUUUAUGAUAAGUAUGGUAAAAGGCUAUCGGUGGUUGAACAAAGACUAACAAAUACUUUACAAGGAGCAAUGACAUUUGUAAUGAUGUCAAGACCAUUUUUGGUAGUGUUAGGUUUAGUACCACAAGCAGUAUUAUCUGGAUUAUUUUUCAUAAUGGCUUUAUCAGGAUUGCAUGGAAAUAUAGUCACAAAUAGAAUAAGGUAUUGGUUUUUAGAUAAAGAAUAUAUUGAGAAUGAUCCACAAUGUCCACAAGUUUGGAAAGAUAUCCAUAAAUUAGAAAACAAAAAAUGGUUUUAUAUAUACACAGUACUUGAAGUUGUGGGUGGAGUAGCAGAGUUCGUAAUAACAUUGACUAAAGGAGCAGUUGGGUUUCCAGGUGUCUUGCUAUUCUUAGCAUUAUGUGCAAAAUGGGUAUGGCCCUUAAUAAUACCCAAACAAGAAUUAGCAAAACUAGAUGGUGAUGUAGCUGAUCAAUUCAUACUAAAGAAUUUCACAGUAGCUGAAGAUGAGAAGAAACGUAGAAAAAAUAAAUUAAUGGAAGAAGCUGCUGAUGAUGAGAAGAAAUUUGAAAAUAAUGAUGAAUCUGCUGAAUUUACAAAUGAUGGGAUUGUGAGUGGUAGUGAUUAA